Messenger RNA from Corythoichthys intestinalis (scribbled pipefish), 1058 nucleotides. Its product is annotated as lipid transferase CIDEC-like. Gene Ontology annotation, biological process: apoptotic process; regulation of apoptotic process. The coding region runs from base 191 to 937 and encodes 248 amino acids. Lineage: Eukaryota; Metazoa; Chordata; Actinopteri; Syngnathiformes; Syngnathidae. The record is from RefSeq and is a predicted model, not a curated record. The transcript has 6 exons.
UGCUUAAUAUAAGUACAAAGUUCACUAUCCAGCUGCUGCCUUUAUUCACGGAGAAGGAAGGGUGUUGGUCUGUUAGGUUUAAUUUGACCAUUGAAGAUAACCAGGACCACUUAUAGGAUCGGUUUGGAGAAGUAAUUUGCGGAAAAGUCGUGCUAACUUUUUUACUUAUUGUGGGGCUCGCUCUCCAGUGAUGGAAUAUGCUAAAAAGUCACUCAACCUCCUGAAUCUGUCUUCCUUCUCAAAGUGUAUGACUGCCAGCAUGUCAGCCAGUGCCUCAGUAACCCAGCAGCUUCUGUCAAGACGACCACCUCGACCAAAGCCUUACCGAGUGACUAAUGCUGACCGCAGUUUGAAGAAGGGCAUCAUGGCAGAUGCGUUAGAAGACCUUAUCAGCAAGGUGAGCGACUCAUUAAAUGUACUGUGUGCCAGCAGCCUUGUGCUGGAUGAAGAUGGCACAGGUGUGGAUACUGAAGAGUUCUUCACAACGCUGCCCGAAAACACCGUCCUCAUGGUACUGGAGAAAGGGCAGAAGUGGACUCCAUCUCAGAACAGCCACUGGAGAGACGAGCUCAGCAAUCAUAGGCCGCACCACCGGACAGAUGUGGCCAAGCUGACGUUUGACCUCUACAAGAACAACCCCAAUGAUUUUAUUGGCUGCUUGAAUGUCAAGGCAACACUUUAUGGUGUUUAUUCCUUGUCCUAUGAAGUGCGCUGUUAUGAGGCGAAAAAAAUGUUGAAGGAGGCUUUGCGAUGGACUGCCUUCUCCAUGCAGGCUACUGGCCACAUCCUGCUGGGCUCAUCCUGGUACAUGGAGCAGCUUCUGGAUGAGGAGCGAGCAGAGAAUGGCCUGAUGCUGCAUCAUGAGAGCCGGAUGCUGCAUCAUGAGAGCCGAAUCAGUCAGCUGCAGAGCUUUUUGUUGGGUCGAGCCACCUACUGAUGAUGGAAUCUGACACUUUGUUACAUUUACUGCAUGAACAAGCUGCUUGAUACGUAUUCUUCUUGGAUGUCAUAUUUAAUCCGUUGGAGACGAACAAAUAAAACCAAGUACUUUUACCACG